AUGGUCAAGAUCGCCCGCGCGACGAUCCACUCCCGGCCGGAGCUGUCGUUCGAAGAGCACGAAACGGCGGAUUACAUCGCCGCACAGCUUACCGAAGCGGGAAUCCUGUUCCGCAGGAUCGCCGGAACGGGUAUCCUGGCGCGCAUCGAAGGGCACGGCGACCUGCAACGCUGCGUGGUGCUCAGGGCCGACACGGACGCGCUGCCGAUCUGGGAGGAAACCGGACUCGAAUGCGCCUCCCGGCACGACGGAGUGAUGCACGCCUGCGGGCACGACAUGCACACCGCCUGCCUGCUCGGCGCGCUGCUCGUGCUGAACCGGCACAAAUCGGAGAUCGCCGGAACCGUGUUCGGGCUGUUCCAGCCCGGCGAAGAGGUUUGCCCCGGAGGCGCGUCGAUGGUCAUGGCAGAAGACCCGUUCCGCGAUUACCGGGUGGUCGCAUUCGUCGGGAGCACGUCGCCCCGGAAUGGCAAAGUACACGGCACCGGCGGCCACGGCGCCCUGCCGCACACGAUGACCGAUCCGGUCGUAGCCGCCGCCGCGCUGAUCACGUCGCUGCAACAGGUGGUCAGCCGCAACAACAACGCCACGAUCCCGACCGUGCUGUCGAUCGGGCGGGUCAUCGCCAACGGAGCGACCAACGUCAUUCCGCCGGUCGUACAAGUCGCCGGGACGCUGCGCACGAUGGACGAACGGUGGCGCGCGCAGGCCAAACGGCGCAUUCACGAGAUCGCCGCCGGAGUCGCCGCGGCCCAUUGCGUUACGGCCGAAGUGAAAAUCCCGGAAGGAUAUCCGUGCGUGGUCAACGAUCCGGCGCUGACCGUCCGCGCCCGCAGCAUCGCCGCCAAACUCUGGGGCAAGGAGCACGUCGAAGAGCUCGACCUGCGGAUGACCGCCGAAGAUUUCGGCACCUACACGGAACGCUACCCCAGCCUCUUUUUCAGGCUCGGCACCGCGCGUAAAAACGGCGAAUGCGGCGGCGCGUUGCACACCGCUACGUUCAACCGGACGAACAAGCGCUGGAUUACGGCGUGGUCACGAUGGCCGUAUUCGCCCUGGAGUUUCUGCAAUAAUCCGCCAAAUUUAUUCGUUGUUAACUUGACUCGUAUAUAG
Molecule: messenger RNA, 1113 nt
Organism: Mycena citricolor
Lineage: Eukaryota; Fungi; Basidiomycota; Agaricomycetes; Agaricales; Mycenaceae
Source: the annotation of a GenBank genome assembly